AUGGCGUUGCGAACGAAAAAGCUUCAUUCGUGUAAUCAUCUGAGAAAUAACUCAGGGAUUCCUAAGACUGACUUUUACGGGGCCUCUGACAUGGGAAGAUUAAAAGCCACGUCAACGCUGGCUGUGCUACAAAAAGUCGUGAUUGCCACAUGUCUGUUGCAAUACACUCAGCAGCAAGGAAGCAGGCAGAAUAGAGAAGUGAUAUUGAACAUCAGUGAUGAUCAGAAAACACAAUAUCUAAACCAAGACUUCUAUUCCAACGCAUACAAUUACGGUUAUGAAAUCAGUCCAAAUGGGCAAUUCCACCAUGAAGCACGUGGACCUGACGAAAUCACCUAUGGAUGCUAUGGAUAUAUAGAUCCAUUUGGGAAAUUGAAAACGACGUUUUACAUAAGUGAUGGUUGGGGAUACCGAGUCGUUCAACCAGGCAACGCAAUUGAACUAUUCUUACAUGAACAUGAGCAUCAUCAUCCUGAAGAAUCAGAUCAACAUGAACACGACCAUGAACACCACGAACACCACGAUCACCAUGGCGUUAUUACGCAAUGGACCGACUUAUAUUUUCCAGAUAUUUGUAGUCAAUUCGAUGGAACGAAUUCGAAACCAAGUACAACCUUCCCGCCCGGCCAAACACCAAGCACGGACGGUUCCGCUAGUGGAGGGACACCUGUGAAACCAGGUCAACCACAAUAUCCACCACAAACAGGAUAUCCGAACAGGCCUGGAUAUCCCGGAAAGCCAGGUGCCCCUGGAACACCAGCAAUACCAUUAGCUCCAGGAACACCGGGCACACCAGGUAUACCAGGUAAACCCGGUACCCCUGGGACACCAGGAACACCUGGAACUCCAGCCCAUCCUGGAAUCCCAGGUAAACCAGGACAUCCAGGCAUACCUGGUAGACCAGGAAGGCCUGGCACACCUGGCACACCAGGAAGACCACCACAACCAGGAUACCCUGGAACACCCGGAACACCAGGCACGCCUGGAAGUCCACCAACACCAGGAUACCCAGGACAACCCGGAACUCCUGGAACACCUGGAACGCCCGGAACACCUGGCACGCCUGGCAAGCCGCCGCAACCAGGAUACCCUGGAACACCCGGAACACCAGGCACGCCUGGAAGUCCACCAACACCAGGAUACCCAGGACAACCCGGAACUCCCGGAACGCCCGGAACACCUGGCACGCCAGGCAAACCGCCUCAACCAGGAUAUCCUGGAAUACCCGGAACGCCUGGAACGCCUGGCAGUCCGCCACAACCAGGAUAUCCUGGAACACCUGGAACACCAGGCACACCUGGAAGUCCACCAACUCCGGGAUACCCAGGACAACCUGGAACUCCUGGAACACCUGGAACUCCCGGAACACCAGGCACGCCAGGCAAACCGCCGCAACCUGGAUACCCUGGUACACCAGGUACGCCUGGCACACCUGGCACCCCACCACAACCUGGAUACCCAGGACACCCCGGAACGCCUGGCACACCAGGAUCACCUGGUACGCCUGGAAAACCGCCUCAACCUGGAUACCCUGGUACACCCGGUACGCCUGGCACGCCUGGAAUUCCACCAACACCGGGAUACCCAGGACACCCCGGAACGCCUGGCACACCUGGAACACCCGGAAAACCAGGCACGCCUGGAAAACCGCCUCAACCUGGAUACCCUGGUACACCCGGUACGCCUGGCACCCCUGGAACUCCACCACAACCAGGAUACCCAGGACACCCUGGAACGCCUGGCACACCUGGAACACCCGGAACACCAGGCACGCCUGGAAAACCGCCUCAACCUGGAUACCCUGGUACACCCGGUACGCCUGGCAGACCUGGAACUCCACCACAACCUGGAUACCCAGGACACCCCGGAACGCCUGGCACACCUGGAACACCCGGAACACCAGGCACGACUGGAAAACCGCCUCAACCUGGAUACCCUGGUACACCCGGUACGCCUGGCACCCCUGGAACUCCACCACAACCUGGAUACCCAGGACACCCCGGAACGCCUGGCACACCUGGAACACCCGGAACACCAGGCACGCCUGGAAAACCGCCUCAACCUGGAUACCCUGGUACACCCGGUACGCCUGGCACCCCUGGAACUCCACCACAACCUGGAUACCCAGGACACCCCGGAACGCCUGGUACACCUGGAACACCCGGAACACCAGGCACGCCUGGAAAACCGCCUCAACCUGGAUACCCUGGUACACCCGGUACGCCUGGCAUACCUGGAACUCCACCACAACCUGGAUACCCAGGACACCCCGGAACGCCUGGCACACCUGGAACACCCGGAACACCAGGCACGCCUGGAAAACCGCCUCAACCUGGAUACCCUGGUACACCCGGUACGCCUGGCACACCUGGAACUCCAGCACAACCUGGAUACCCAGGACACCCCGGAACGCCUGGCACACCUGGAACACCCGGAACACCAGGCACGCCUGGAAAACCGCCUCAACCUGGAUACCCUGGUACACCCGGUACGCCUGGCACACCUGGAACUCCACCACAACCUGGAUACCCAGGACACCCCGGAACGCCUGGGACACCUGGAACACCCGGAACACCUGGCACGCCUGGAAAACCGCCUCAACCUGGAUACCCUGGUACACCCGGUACGCCUGGCACACCUGGAACUCCACCACAACCUGGAUACCCAGGA
Colletes gigas is the source of this 2670-nucleotide messenger RNA. RefSeq names its product collagen alpha-5(IV) chain-like. Lineage: Eukaryota; Metazoa; Arthropoda; Insecta; Hymenoptera; Colletidae. The annotation marks the transcript as partial. The transcript is spliced from 5 exons. The record is from RefSeq and is a predicted model, not a curated record.